AUAGAGAGAGAAGAGAUGUCUGAUAAGAUAUGGGUAUCGGAUAAUAUAAGUGAUAUAUUGGGAUAUACAGAGAAGACUUUGGUCGACUAUGUGAUGGCCAUGGCAAAGAAGGCUGGAUCAGUCGAUAAAUUGGUACAGUCAUUACAAGAUAAUGACUUCCCAUCAGGUGCCAAGACACAAGCAUUUGCCAAAGGUCUAAUAGAUAGACUACCAUCAAAGACUGGUGUCUCAUCAUCAUCAUCAAGUUCAUCAAGUGCAACAAAUGCAACAUCAUCAAGACAACGUGAUAAAGAGAAAGUGGACUUGUUAAAGAAGAAUGCAUCAUAUCAACUAAUCAAGGAUAUCAAUGAUGAUGACGACCAAGAUGACAGCGAUAAAGAAGAGAGAAGGAGACGAAAGAAGGAGAGGAAGAAGGAGAAGGAGAGGGAGAAGGAGAGGUUGAGGGAGGGCAAGGACAAAGAGACCACGACAACAACAUCAACAUCAACAACGACAACAACAAAGAAUGUUAGAAAGACAGACAAGGAUGGAUGGGACAAUGAUGAUACUGUCAUUGUCACAGGAGAGGACAAGAGAAGACAACAACAACAACAAGCAAUGGCCGCCGAGCAAGAACAAGAACAAGAACCAGAGGACGAUGAGGAUGAAUACGCACGCGAACAAAGAGAGAUAGCAGAGUUCAAUCUGAGAUUGAAGAAACGUGAUGAGGACAAGACAAAGAAGUUGGCACAGGAUAAGGGAGGCAAGGACCAGGAGCGCGAGUCGGACAGGAGGAAGAAGAAGAGUGGCGAUGAGGACUCAUUGGACAAGGACAGAGUUCUGUCAAGACGAAAGUUCUUGGUGGGCGAGGAGCAGAAGCGACUGGUUCUGCUGAAGCGCGAGCUGGACGACGAGGAGGAGCUGUUCAAGAGCGCCAAGCUCUCGGCGGAUGAGGUGCGCGAGUACCAAAAGAAGAAGCGACUGUACGAGCUGGCCAGCCAGCGCAUCAACGACGUGGUCGAGGACGACUACUACCGACUGCCGUCGUCCACCAAUGACGACGCCAAGUCCCGACGCCAACAGCAUGCCGACCUCCUCAAACCUCACUUUGAUCGCGGCGGUGCAAACAAGAAAGAGGAACAGAUGUCAUUCAACCCGGAGCAACGCGAGUGGGAGCGCAACAGAAUGCUCAUGGCGGCGCAGGAGGCAGGACAGACGCACGGCCCACAGGCUGGAGACGAGUACGAAUACGUGUUUGAGGACCAGAUCACAUUCAUCAAGGAGCAGCUGAUCACUGGCAAGAAGGACGAGGCGGUCGAGACGAUGCAGGUUGGCGACGACCUCAAACAGGCCAAGGCCAUGUCGAUACAGGAGACGCGAAAGUCGCUGCCAAUGUUCCCGUACCGCCAGCAGCUGCUGGACGCCGUGCGCGACCACCAGAUCCUGAUCAUCGUCGGUGAGACGGGCUCGGGCAAGACCACGCAGAUUCCGCAGUACCUGCACGAGGAGGGCUACACGAAACGCGGCAAGAUCGGCUGCACACAACCACGUCGUGUCGCCGCUAUGAGUGUGGCGGCUCGUGUCGCCGAAGAGAUGGGCUGCAAGCUUGGCAAUGAAGUUGGCUACUCAAUCCGUUUCGAAGACUGCACUAGCCAGAAGACCAUCCUGCAGUACAUGACUGAUGGUAUGCUGGUCCGCGAGUUCCUGACCAAGCCUGAUCUGGCAGACUACAGUGUACUGAUCAUUGACGAGGCGCACGAGAGGACCCUGCACACUGACAUCCUGUUUGGCCUGGUAAAGGAUGUUGCGCGCUUCCGACCCGACCUCAAACUGCUCAUCUCGUCGGCCACACUGGAUGCCGAGAAAUUCUCUGCGUACUUUGACGACGCGCCAACCUUUUACAUUCCUGGCCGCAGGUACGAGGUGGCCACUCAUUAUACACAAGCGCCUGAGGCAGACUACUUGGACGCCACCAUCGUUACAGUGCUCCAGAUUCACGUCACAGAACCAUUGGGUGACAUCUUGGUCUUCCUCACGGGUCAGGAGGAAGUGGACGCCGCAGCAGAGAUACUGAUGCAGCGCACACGAGGCCUGGGCUCCAAGAUCAAGGAGCUGAUCAUCACGCGAAUCUACUCCACAUUGCCCACCGACCUCCAGGCCAAGAUCUUUGAGCCGACGCCACCCAAUGCGCGCAAGGUCGUCCUGGCCACAAACAUUGCCGAGACCUCACUAACCAUUGAUGGCAUCAUCUACGUCAUUGAUCCAGGCUUUUGCAAGCAAAAGAACUAUAACCCGCGCACUGGAAUGGAGUCCCUGGUGGUGACGCCCGUGUCCAAGGCUUCGGCCAAUCAGCGCAAGGGUCGUGCGGGCCGUGUGGCGCCAGGCAAGUGUUUCCGUCUCUUCACAGCAUGGGCCUUUGAGAACGAGUUGGACGAGAAUACCAUUCCAGAGAUACAACGAACGAACCUUGGCAAUGUUGUGCUGAUGCUAAAGAGCAUGGGCAUCAACGACCUGAUACACUUUGACUUCAUGGAUCCGCCCCCUGCCGAGACCCUGAUCAAGGCGCUCGAGCAACUCUACGCGCUGGGCGCGCUCAACGACCGUGGACAACUCACCAAACUUGGCCGACGAAUGGCCGAGUUCCCACUGGACCCCCAGCUCUCCAAGAUGGUCAUCGCCUCGGAGAAGUAUAAAGUCACCGAAGAGAUACUCAGCAUUUGUGCAAUGCUAUCUGUAAAUAAUACUAUAUUCUAUCGACCUAAAGACAAGGCAUUUGCGGCGGACGCUGCGAGGAAGAACUUCCACCAUCCACAGGGCGACCACUUGACACUGCUCAACGUUUGGAACCAAUGGCGCGAGUCUGGCUUCUCAAUACAGUGGUGCUUUGAGAACUUUAUCCAACACCGAUCGAUGAAGCGAGCACAGGAUGUGCGCGAGCAGCUGGAAAGCCUGAUGGAGCGAGUCGAGAUCCAGGUCGAGUCGAACCCCGACGACACUGACUCCAUCCGCAAGUCAAUCGCCGCAGGCUUCUUCUAUCACACGGCCAAACUGGAAAAGAGUGGACAAUACCGAACGACCAAGCAUCAUCAGACCGUGCAGAUACAUCCAUCCUCGUGUCUAUUCCAGAACGCACCCAAAUGGGUCAUCUACCAUGAGUUGGUCGAGACGACCAAAGAGUUCAUGCGUCAAGUCAUCGAGAUCCAGCCAUCAUGGCUUGUAGAGAUAGCCCCGCACUUCUACAAGGAGAAGGACAUCAUAGAGACCCAGAAGUUGCCCAAGAACAGGGGUAGAGCUCAAAUGAAC
Acytostelium subglobosum LB1 is the source of this 3282-nucleotide messenger RNA. RefSeq lists its product as hypothetical. NCBI's taxonomy places the organism in Eukaryota, Evosea, Eumycetozoa, Acytosteliales, Acytosteliaceae. The record is from RefSeq and is a predicted model, not a curated record. The annotation marks the transcript as partial. Gene Ontology annotation, cellular component: intracellular anatomical structure; catalytic step 2 spliceosome. The transcript has 2 exons. Gene Ontology annotation, molecular function: ATP hydrolysis activity; RNA binding.